Molecule: messenger RNA, 5392 nt
Organism: Ostrinia nubilalis (European corn borer)
Lineage: Eukaryota; Metazoa; Arthropoda; Insecta; Lepidoptera; Crambidae
Exons: 9
Coding region: 214-4464 (1416 amino acids)
Source: RefSeq, a predicted model, not a curated record
ACUGGUUUCAUUGAAUAGAAAAGGACAGAAACUUAAUUGUCAAUUUUCAUCAGCAAUAACAAAAGACAUAAUGGAAUGGAACACUUCAUUAUUUUGCGUGGUUUUCGUGAGAGCUACAAAAAUGUUUAUUUGGAGAUAUGAGUUCGUUUUUUCUUUCAAAAGACUGCAGUGUUAAAUUGUUUAUUUAAUGUGUGAAAGCUAAAUCUAACCAAAAUGACUAUACCUCCGUUUCCUUCUCAGGAUUUAGCAAAACUUGUGCUUGGAUAUCUUGCCGAGGAACAGUUAAUGACCGCCUAUGAUGAAUUCUUACAAGCUAGCCCUUACUUGGAUGCUUUCGGCAAUGAGUAUGACAGAAUAUUCAUGACAUCACUCAAAAAUAUUCUGGCUGAAUAUAGGGCAGUGAAAAUUUAUGUUGAAACUUGCAAGCCAUUUGCACUUAGAAGAAAGAUAUUUCAGUGUACAAACUUAUUAGAAAUUGUUAAGUUAUUAAUACAGUAUGUUGAUAUUAAUAAGCUUCAAGCGCAAGAGAGCAAUCAAAACAAAUACAGUGCCGAAAAACAGAGUGUAGGUAACAAGGCCAAUGUAUGUGAAGUGUGCAAUUCAUUGAAACUCGAUAGUUGCACAUGUAAAAACAAAAGUAUCAGCCUUUGUAGCUCAUCAGCAACUCAAAUUUCGACGUCUAGCGUUGAAAACUCAGUAGAAACUACAUCACUGUCCGAUUUACCAGGUAAUCACAUAACUUGUAGAAAGAAAAAUCCUAGAGUUUUAAGCACAGAUCAAACGGAUUCUCAAACAAAUGAGUCCAUUGAGCCAAAAACAAGAUUGGCAAGUGAGACAGAGACGGUGGAGAAGAACCUCUCAACCAGUGCCAGUUCACAUAACAAGGUUCAGGAUGCUUCACAAAAUCCAAGUACUUUGGGAAAGUCUGACUCUUUGGAGAAUAAACAAAAAGAAGAAUUUUACAAUAUACUGAAUCAAAUGUGCAAGAAAAAUGAAACUGUUAUUAACACGUCUUCUGCCCCUAAUCCUGGAGAGAAAGGGAGAGUCUCAGUAGCAGGGUACAAUGAGUUUGCUACUGGAGUUAGUGGGGGUGAAGGAGUUAACAUAGUACCAGACUCAAGUACAUCAGAAAAUUUACAUGCGCAUGUACCAUCUACCAAAGACACUAACAACUCAGCGAACUUAGAUAAAAAUUCAAAAAAGAAACAAACAAGAACUCAAUAUUUACUGAAGACAACAAACAGUUCCGGUAUGCCAUCAAAAGAAGUAGUCAGUAUAAAUACUGUGUGUAAUAACAUGUUACCGAAAUUGAAACCUAAGACUGAUGAAAACAAAAUCACAAUUUUGUCCGAUAUUAAAGUUGAUAAUAAUGAGUCACUUGGGGCUGCAACAAACUUGCCUUUGAAAGCGAAGAAUGCGACAUCCACACCUCUUCUACAAAUGCAGACAAUUCUUAUUAAUGGGACUCCGGUCUAUAAGCACCAACAUCUGGGACAAAGCCAAAAUUAUACUAAAGAUGAGAUUAUGGCGAUGCCCACCAUCAUUCUGGCUCCAGCACCAGACCCUACCCUCAUUAGAAGUCAGGCAGCAGUUGUAGGUUCUGCCGCGAACCAGUGCAUACCAAUGACGUCAAGUUCUGCUCGACCGCUAGGCCCGCUCAUUAUAGACGUCACUUCGGAUAGCACCGCCUACCUCAACCAGAUAAACAACCCAAAUCCAGCUCUGAUACCUCAAAUCGAGCAGUCAACCGAUAAACACAAAGACAGUAGUAGUAACGCCCCUAAAGUGCCUGAUAUAACUAGUGCAUCAGCGCCUAAGGAUAAUACAGUCACGAGUAACAUAGAAACAAGUACGCCGCAAGUGCUUCCCCCUCUUAGAAAGUCCUCGUCUACACCACGACGAACUUCACAUGUGAGAGUUUUAGAUUUUACUACACCUAGAAGGAUACUACACGAGACAAUAAACGAAGGUGUUCCUGAGGUUCCAGACAGCAACGACGUUGAAAUUAUACUUAGCCAGAGUCCAAAUAUUUCAAUACCUUCGAGUACAGAGAAAGUAGUAAGCGGUGACAAGGUAGAAGACAAUAAUGCAAGUCUCACUGAAAAUAGCAUAAAACCUAAAGGUAAUGUAAUUAAUUGGGAUGCUGAUUUACGGAAACAUGCGCGGGCUUCAGAAUUAAGUAAUGUACAGGCAAUGAUCAGCCCUAAACCGAAACCUAAGCCAAGACCAUCGAGAAAAAAGAAAACGACCAGAAGUUCUGUUGAUGACAAUACCGAAGAUACAGUAGAAGAUAAAUGCAAUACCAAGAAAAAAACACCGAAAACCAAAGUACCUAAACGUAAAUGUAGCAUUGAUGAAGCCAGUGAAAUUAUAACUAUACCUGACGAGAAAAUAGACGUACUUGUUAAACCGACUAUCAACAUCAUACCACGCGUUCCCGCGGAAUUGGCUAAAGAUCAAGUACCAAGUUCAUCCAAUAAAAACCACAAAGUUCAAAAUAAAUCAAAUAGUGAUGAUAACAUCGAUACUCCUGAGAUGGAAAGGAUGUCACUGCAGAAUGAAAUAGGCGCUAAACUUAAUAUUUCCGAUCUUCUGGAAACUCCAUAUAAACAAGCUCUAUACGAUAUACAAAUGGAGACACCUAGGUUCUUGGGUCCUGAUAUACCAGAUGAUCCCAUGUCUGAUAUAAAAAUUAUGAACAUACCCACUCCUCGGUUCUUGGCAAAUGCCACGCCAUCGUCUUAUUCCUCUAGACCCACCGAUUAUUCUAGUGGAGGUUCUUAUUACAAACCUGACGACCAGGACUACAUGCGAAUUCAAGAUGAUUUAGAUUGUCCUGUAACAUCUACAAAAGAUAAUACAACUAACAAUAGUCUAAAAGAUGAUAGUGACUCGAAAGAAAAAGAGAAUUUGAAGCCAUCUCGCCCCGUACGCGAAUGUACGAAAAAUGUGUCGUACAGACGUGGCAAACAAAAACAUGUCGGAAAUAAAGAAGACUGUGAGAGUUGUCUUGAUUCGGUAAACUUAGCUGAUUUAGCUGCAGAAAAGGCUACGCCAAAGAGCAUAAAUAAUAAGAGUAAACUUAAAACUAAACCAUUAUCCGUGAAGAAAACCAAAUCUGUUAAAAAGGAUAAAUCAUUUAUGAAAAUUAAGCCCAGGCGACCGACGCCGACGAAAAAAGAUGGAAGAGGAAGGAAGAGAAUCCCGAUUUCUGAUCCCUCGAAUCAAUCAAAAGUGCAAACUAGGAGGAAAGCAAAUAAAGAUAAUAGCCCGAGAGCCUCGCCUGCGGUUACGUGCGCUCCGACAAAAUCGCGCAGAAAGUCGUCUACACCGCGGAAACUCCAUUGUAGUAAAUCUUUUAAUUCAGAAAGUUUAGAACACGAAUCCCCAGAGUUUGUUACUAAAAGUAAAGAGAAAAUUCCAGAUUCUAAUGUAGCUGUACAAGAUUCAGAUACUGAGCAAUUACCGCUUCGAUGGUCUGAUGACGGAUCACAGGAGCCAAAACAUGUCAUCGUUAAUGUACCAAUUGAAGCUGAAGACAUAAGUAAAAUACAAAAAUAUAUAGAAAAUACUGUAACAAGUAAACCUAAUGAUAUUGAAGGUAGUUUACACAUAGAUUUGGUAAAAAGAGGAUUUGAUAUAGAAACUGCUAAAAUUAUUGAACGUGAUUUACUUGACAGUACCCUACAAGAGACUCCAGCAAAGCAUAGUACCAAUUUGAAAUUAACAAAUCCUAUUGUGGUAGUAGAUAAUAAACCUGAUAAUGCAGUUUUAGAAAAGACCCUCGAGUCAGAUUGCAGUACUAAUUUACAAAUUGUCCAAAACGACGAAGAAGAAGAGGAUGACGAAAUUGAAUUGUCAGUUCACGAGUGUCAUGAAGAAAGUGCAAAUUACAUUUCAUGUAGUUACGACGCCACCAAAGAGUCACGUAAAACGGAGUUAACAAAAUUAAAGGAUAAGUUUUGCAUGGAGGUUUGUAUAGACGAUGGGGUGUCGAUAAGAUUGCGAGCUACGCCUUUUAGUUUGACGCUUGACCAAGAUCCGAGUCAGGCUGUCGAGUAUUUUGAUUACAGUUACCGGGAGACUGAAAUGGCCGUAAGCUCUAUAGCCAACAUGGACAAGUUGUAUACUCCUCUGAAAGAUGCAAUAAAAGCUCAGUGCUAUGAAAUCUUCGACUCCACGUUGACGAGUUUAGACACACCUUUGAAAGUGAGUAGUCCAACGAGGCAUAAAGAAACCGAAGUAAGCGUGACCGAGAUUGUUCUGGAAGUUGAGAAAGUAGAAGUCAAAGAGAAAGCUGAAGGUAAAAAACGGAAAAGGGUGCACAGCGGUAAUAUGUCAGAUGAGGGUUCGGGAGACAGUAAUAAAAAAACGAAAACGGAUCCGCAAUAUAAUUUAUUUAGUUCUGCCAAUAUACAGAAUAUAGAUAUAGAAUCGGUUUUGAGUAAAUUACAUGGACCUUGACCACCAGGAUAAGUAUAGAUGAGGAACAGAGAUGAUUGUAAAUCCAAGUUAGCGUAUCUUCGGUCUUCGUCUUCUGGUAUCUUCGGCUAAGCGAGAGUCCAAGAGAGUUCCAGUGUCUCCGGAUAAUUACGAGACUAAUUUACGAGAUUACUUGCAACUUAUAAUUUUACAUUGGGGGUGCUUGGCGGAAAAAAGCGCUUGGAAGCGCUUGUAAGCAAAAUGGCGAUUGCUAUGGCAGUUUUCGGCGAUGACACGUUUGCCAACUUCAAUAGUGUCGUGUUUCAUACAUUUUUAGAAGUGACAGCGCUUACUGAUCGCAAUUUUGCUUACAAGCGCUUCCAAGGGCUUUUUUUCCGCCAAACGCCCCCAUUUUUUAUCCCGUUAUUUAAAUCAAUUCCCUUAUUUAAUUCUAGGAGUAUUGUAAUAUUCUCCUAUUUUACUCAGACAUGAUAGACCCCUUCGAAUAAGUUUAAUACCUAAGUAUGACUUCUCGUGCGUUAUGUACUCGGUGUUUUAGCUGUUGUUGAGUCUAGAGAUUUCAUUAUUUUGAGGUAACUCAGUGUUAUGGUGGCGUUUGAACUUAGUCUGUGUACAAAGGGCUCUCACAAACCUAACUGCCAUAGUGUUUUGUUGUUAAAUUAUGAUUCUGUAAAUAGUAGGCGUACUGUUAAUUGUAAGUCAAAUGAUAUAAUUUAUGUUAAACUCCCUCUCACCAACAUGAUUAAAAUAAGUGUUACAAAUAGUGAUAGUUGUAUAUUUAUAUGUGUUGGACACAUAAGUACAGCCUGCUGUUUAUGUAAAUUAGUAUGUAAAGUAACUUUAUUGGUUUUUAAGAUCAUGAUUUAUGGCGGUAUCUUCACAAUUUUGUCAAAUGAUUAUGUGUAAGACAUAAUAUGAAAAAUUUCAAUUAAAAAGUGAUCUAUUUACA